UAUAAAAACUGAAGCAGUAGACUUUGUAAAUAUUAACAUUUGAAUCAUUCUCAAUACUUUUGGCCAUAACUGUAGUAGGUGGAACCUUUAAAGCUACACACUCUUGUACAGUAGGUGGUGGUAUUCACCUGUAAAUUGUGUGUAAUCUGCCAAAUAAAGCAAAUGAAGGAGAUAUCACAUUGUCAGGUCGUCCGUCAUUCGACCCUGUUCUGGUCUCACCCAUGCCGUGUUGCUGGUUCCUGUCAUUCCUGCCAUAUUAUGAGUCAUCCAUCUUCCUUAUUCCAUCUUCCUUAUGCUUGACGCAUCCAAAUAACGGCAUUCUAAUGGCUGAAAGUUUCCGCUACGCACACACAUGGGAAAAAUUCUAACUCUAAGAGGGCAGACCAGCCAAAAACGGAGAACAGGCUCAUCUACCUCGAGCCACCUCUUUCUCUCUGCCUUUAUUAUCAACUUCAAAGAAGGGACAGGGGGGGUUCAGGAAUUCACAACAUGGGGGUCGGCACACAAAGAGCUGGAUAAGGCAAGACAUUCCUUAUCUGUAGAGGCAUUUGUUCUACUGUGUGAAGUUAAAACAAUAGAACAUUCCUGCAGGCCAGCUCUUGAAACUGACUAAAUGCCUGUAACUUAAUAAAAAUAAAAUGAUUACAUUCACAUUCACCAACAAUUCCCUCCUGUUUAUCAUUUUAUUUACAAUUGAAGCUUAACUUAACCUACCUCAAGUACUCAUUUCUUGCAUGCUGCAUUUUCAAUGAGACUGUCAUAUUGUUAAGCAUUUAACAAGGGGAAACUUAAACUACGGGUUGUAUUUCUUCAAGAGGGAUUUGUGAAAGCAUUUGAUAUUGAAACAUUAAAUUUCCCAUAGUUUUAGCAAUCAUAGAUUUUAGGCAUGGGAUUUCACAAGCAGUAAAACACAAGAAAUAACAAGAACAAUAAUAAUGGGUAUCAUUACUUUGAGCAAAAGGUGCCACCAGGAUCCUGAAAAGAACCAGGAAAGGAAAUCCAUAGUUAGAGGAACAGCAUCUUGGGACAUUGCUUGUUGCAGAUUCUUUAAAGCAGACAUCGCUUCAGUAACAUGAGUUUUAUUAGCAUCAGAAAUGUAUGUACAGCAGGAUAUUCCAAUCAUUACACAUACGCCACCUUGGCUAGCAGUUAACAUGUCCAAAACCAUUCUGUUUUACAGUACCAUUAAACGCAUUUCACUUAAUUGUUUGUUUUGUCCUUUAUUGAUGUCCAUCGUCAUGUUCACCAGGGUCGUCAUUCUGUAGUCCAAUGUCUCUCUCGAUCAUCAGCAUAGAUUUACCAAUUCCAAACCACGGGAAAAGUGGAAGUCCUAUUUUGUUCCCUGUGCUCCAGCGUUUAUGUUCAGAGGGAACAUUGGAACCCCAUAUGGGAUCAUGGGGUUGGAACACUGAGCUGGAGCUGAUAUCUCUUCUCCUCCUAUUAGAGUGAUGGUCUUUCACAGCCUGAGCUGAGAUGAUGACAGUGUGGUCAGAAACAUACACAGGUGCACAUGUGCCUGACCAGUUUACAGGCAAUGAUGGAUAGAUGCUGUCUCCUCCACACAGGAACCAGCCACCCUCUGUAGGAAAGUUGACUUGUGGUUUCCAAGUAGAAACUUGUGGUUUCUAGGUGAGCGAAUACACACUGGAUGUUUCAUUCCUUUAGGCAUAACAGCCUUCAUCUUGGUGGGAUAACCUGUAACUUUGCUGUUAGAGAACAGUGACAAGACUUUUCUCCGUUGCACACCCAUUCCAUCAUAAUCUUCCAGUCGUGGCGUUCAUUUACUGAGCAGGCCUAAAUUGGAAUGCAUAUGAUGCAAAACAAAUAGCCUGUGAGGUGUUCAUGGGGGUUAUGUACAAGGUAGGCUGCUUGGUAGAUUUAGGCAUGACAGAACACACAUAGCAAUCAGUCUUGUUAUGCUGCAGGACUAUAGCCCUUGCUUAUGUUUCCCAUAGGUUGUCAACAUGAUGGUUUGGGAUAUUACCCAGCCAAAUCUUCAUGGCAGUGGAGUGGAUGAACCUCUUUCCUCUCUCAUUUACCGGAUCUGGACUCAAACAGAUAAUGCACGCAACAGCCACAACGCAAAAGAGGCCCCAUCUCCAUGGGAACCCCAUUUUUACUCGAUGAGCAGAGAUGUUAAUUUUACCCAGGACUCUAAAGAACAGGGAUCGGUUGAUUUCUUCACCGACGUUGAGACAAGUGGCCCUAAAAAAACCACACCCCUUUGUAGUCGGACUUCCCCACUGUUCCAACCUUAGGCGUUUAACACUCUGUAACUUACAGUGGCUGAGGUUAAUCCAGGAUGGUUUUUCAGUGAUCUUCACAGCUGUUGACAUGGUCAGGAGCACUUGGAAUAGUCCUUCCCACCUUGGGCUCGCCCAGUUCUUUCUUCUGAUGACUUUGAUGAACACCCAGUCCCCUGGUCUCACUGCUUGUGGAUCCUGUGGAGACAAAGGUUCUCCUGGCAGUAAAUUUGCAUUGGACACUUCUUUAGACUGCAACAUUUCUCUCAUGUGGUCUGCUAGUGACUUUUCUUCCUCCUUAGGUGGCAUUUGUGUUGUAAACAGCGGUAAUUUGUAUGGUCUGCCAUGUAUUAUUUCAAACAGAGUCAAAUCACUGCUUGUUGGAGUUAUUCUCAUGUACAGUUUCACUAGGUCCAGACACUCUGUGAUAGUUUUAGUUAUUUGUCUUAGUUUUAGUCUUAGUUUGGGUUUCUAUCUUAGGUUUGGGCUCAGUGGUUAUUUAUGUUUUGGGUUGGUUUAGUUUAGUUUCUGUGCCCUUCCAAUUAUUUUUCGUCAGCUUGCUUCCUCCUUCAGCCACUUCCCUUCCCCUGAUUACCUCCACCUGUUGUGGCCAACUAGCUCACUUUGCUCACCUUUGUUUUCCUCCCUAUUUAAGCCUGCCUCCUCUGCCACUUCCCUGCCAGAACGUCUCUAUCCUCACGGUGCAAACUUACAGCUAUUUCUUGUCCUGCCUGCCUAUCUGUAAUUCUGACCUGUAUUCUGCUUUCCGGUACUGAGCCUACCCGACCCCUGUCUGGAUUCUGUUUGCCUGCCUGGGAUUUUGACCUGAGCUGUUGCUGGACUUCUGCAUGAUUCUGACCUGGAUUGUCUGCUGAUGAACCCAACCCUUGCCUGCCUAUGGUUGGAGCAUGAUGGAACACAAUCCUGGCCAAGGGGGUGGUUUCUAGCAGCAGAAAAUCAGCAAUACUGGCAGCCCCCUAGGCCAUGUUGCAACCCUGUGUCUUUACUAGCUUAUUAAACAACUUGGCCAUCCUAACAUUUCUUAGCAUCUGGAAUACGGUGUUCAAAGACAGCUGCAUCACUCGCCCUGCUUCAUGAGCCAGCAGGAUGCAGCUGAGGUCCUCGCACUCUCCGAGCGCCUCCUCAUAGCUUCCCAUAGAGGACAAGCCGACAAUGUGGUCCAGCUUAUCAACAAAGGUGCAAAAGUAGCUGUCACCAAGUAUGGCAGAAGUCCCUUGCACUUGGCUGCCUACAAAGGUCACCUUGAGGUUGUGCGCAUCCUUCUGAAAGCUGGUUGUGACCUGGACAUUCAAGAUGAUGGGGAGCAGACAGCCUUACAUCGUGCUGCUGUGGUGGGAAACUCUCACAUUAUCAGUGCACUUAUCGAGGAAGGGUGUGCACUGGAGAGACAGGAUAAGGAUGGAAACACAGCUCUCCAUGAGGUCUCCUGGCAUGGAUUCAGCCAGUGCGUCAAACUGCUGGUGAAGGCUGGAGCAAACGUUCAUGCCAAGAAUAAGGCAGGGAACACAGCUCUCCACCUAGCAUGCCAGAACGGUCACACUCAGAGCUCCAAGGUUCUGCUCCUUGGAGGAUCCCGGCCUGACAGCAAAAACCAGGCAGGGGAAACCUGUUUGCAUGUGGCAGCCCGCUACAAUCAUGUGGCUAUGUUACGCAUCCUACUUGGAGCCUUUUGCUCAGUGUCUGAGAAGAACAUGGUUGGAGACACUCCACUCCACAUGGCAGCUGCCCUGAAUCACAAGAAGACAGUACGUUUGCUGUUGGAGGCCGGAGCAGACGUUCACAUCCAGAACAAUGCGAGUCAGACUGCUCUGGACCUGGCCAGAGAUCAAAACAACCCAGAGGUGGCUCUACUUUUAACUAAGGCUCCCCAGGUGCAGAGUUUCAUGCGUGGUAGGAGUCUGAGGAAGAGAAGAGAGAAACUGAAAGCUGAGGGCCGAGCUCGAUCAGUGCCCAGAGAUGAAAUGUUCAGCUGUAAUGACAGUGCAUCUGCUGCAGACGACACCAAGAGCAGCGACCCAGCAACUCUUCAACAAACUGGUUGGACAGAGUCAAACACCAGAAGAGAGAAGGUCAGGAAGCAGAAAAAAAAGCCCUCUUUAUCCGAACCGCUUCGCCAGAGAGAGACCAGGCACACCGAAGCUAUUCACAGGAGGAAAAACAAACCACAGGGAGCCUCCCCUUAUGCAUCCAUUCCGCCUCACAGCUAUAAAGCUUAUCAGCUUUACACACUAUAUAGGGGCAAGGAUGGCAAGAUCAUGCAAGCUCCGUUGAACGGCUGCCGCUGUGACCCACUUAUCAGUAAACUGGAAAACCAGCUGGAGGCCACCAAGGAGGAGAUGAAGAAUGAGAUCCAUACGAUCGAAGACAUGAUGAACAAAAAGUUGGGUCAGUUGGACCGCAAGAACAAACACCAGAUCCGAGCUCUUGAUAAGAUGACGGUGGAGAGGGUGUCUGCAGAGAAGAGCGAGUGUCUGCAGAGGAUCGAGCAGUGGACUAUGCAGCAGCGACUGGAAGCAGAGAAGAGACAGACGUCUCUGGUUACUGAGCUGAAGAGCUGGUGUCUGUCCAAACUACAGAACAUGGAGGUCCACUUGAUGGGAGACUCUGGCACCAAGCUGCAGCGCUCUUCUUCUUUAGCUGACAAUCUGAAUGAAGCUGAUGGAGCCAGCAGCACCGUUCUGCCUGCUGAACUGGGGUGCAGGUCUCAACUUCCAGAGCUCUCCAAAGAGCAUGGGUUACCAGAGUCCUGCCGGCCAGAACCCAGUAAGGUGGAGAGUGGAUCAGCCAACCACUACUUUGUGGUUCAUGUGGAGAACUCUCCAGAUGGUGAGAAGGACCAUAAAACAAUCGCCCCAUCUCAAGCAGCAGCACCGCUGUCAUCUGUCCAAGUAGUCCGGCCAAAGGAGCAUUCUGGGAUCUCUGCAGACACUCAGAAGAAAAAACAGAACCUGCAGAAAAGGGACCUGGUGGACACUAGGGAUGGUCAGAGGCAGAGGCACAGAGCCAGCAGCCUUUCUCCAGCCACGGAGCGCCGCUGCAGCAGCAGAAAUGUAGACAGAGGCCGUGACAGAAUGAAGCACCAUGAGAAACAUUUGCGAGAAAGGACUAAGUCCAGAGGUGGUGCAGGGAUCAGGACCCUGGAGGUUUUCGGAGACCAGGCUAGUGGGCCCUCCUUUGCUCAGGAGAGGGACAACAUGCAUGCCGUAGAGGUGACCCAGUACUUCUUCGAGGCAGUGUCUACACAGAUGGAGCGCUGGUAUGAAAGGAAGGUGCAGGAGGCUCGCUGGCAGGCUGAUCAGAAGGCUCAGGCAGAUAAAGCUGCUCUGAUUGAGAGGAUUGCAAAUCUGGAAGAGGAGCUUCGUGUAAUGAGGACGAGUCGACAUGACGAAUAUUGACAAUGCUUCAGAGCAUUCUUUCCCAGUGUGUGGCGCUACGUGGAGGUACCUGGCUUCUCCAUCUAUGUGUUGUAGGAAGGAGCAAGUAAUGUGUACAUAUGGUUCUUUCAUUAAAAGUAGAAUCUUUUGUAAUGUUCCCUCACAUGAUGCUGAUCACCAAGAUCCACAAUAAAGAACAAGUCUCGUUUUUGUUCCAA
Fundulus heteroclitus (mummichog) is the source of this 5856-nucleotide messenger RNA. It is a transcript of the gene ankrd6b, whose product is annotated as ankyrin repeat domain 6b. NCBI's taxonomy places the organism in Eukaryota, Metazoa, Chordata, Actinopteri, Cyprinodontiformes, Fundulidae. The coding region runs from base 3338 to 5659 and encodes 773 amino acids. The record is from RefSeq and is a predicted model, not a curated record. The transcript has 16 exons. Gene Ontology annotation, cellular component: cytoplasm; nucleus. Gene Ontology annotation, molecular function: protein binding.